This is a messenger RNA of Scophthalmus maximus (turbot), 2922 nucleotides long. RefSeq names its product coiled-coil domain containing 65 (gene drc2). The transcript has 9 exons. Gene Ontology annotation, biological process: cilium-dependent cell motility; regulation of cilium movement; axonemal dynein complex assembly. Gene Ontology annotation, cellular component: axoneme; axonemal dynein complex. The record is from RefSeq and is a predicted model, not a curated record. The coding region runs from base 289 to 1731 and encodes 480 amino acids. Lineage: Eukaryota; Metazoa; Chordata; Actinopteri; Pleuronectiformes; Scophthalmidae.
UUGGAGAGUCAUGCAUGAGAACAAUGAACAAUCUGGCAGUGAGUGCAUGGUGGAGAGCAGCAUAUGUAGUUGGUUGAUUGUAGACCAGAGGCAGCUCUGGUAACAGGUGAGUGGAGUUGGCUUGAUGAAGAGGGAGUGGCUGGCAGACAGGUGAGGAGGAGGAGGGGCAGGUGGAAAAGUACUCGGAGCAUGAGAUGACUGAGACUACGGCUCCAGAGAACCAGAGAACUCCAGACAACAGUAAAGAAAGAAACGCACAUGAGAUAUUAAAGGAAGCAGCCUCAAGACAUGACCAAGAAAGUGAAGAAAGGUGGAGGAGGUAAAGGUGGCGGAAAGACGGAGGAGGAGAAGGGUCUGUACCUGCAGCAGAGAGCUCAGGCCGAGGAUGAGAUGGCCAAGAAGAAAGAGGAGAUACUCACUCUGUUCCUGAAGGACAAGUUGCAGAAGGAGGAGAAGAACUCUGCAGUGAACCUGCUGAAGCUGAACGAAGGCUGGAGGACGAUUCUCCGUCAGACUCAACCUGCUGAGCUCCGUAAAGACGCCGUCGUCCUCCGUCAGACAUUUGAGAAGCAGCUGGACGGCAUGGAUGAUGUCAUCAAGCUUCUGGAGGGUGACCUACGGGACACGGAACGUCAGUCGGCUCAGGUGCGGCGUGUUCACCUGCAGCAUGUCGAGCGUCUGUGGGCUCAGCAGGAAAAACGGCUGACAUUUCUGCAGGAGCACUGGGAGAAGAACCUGCAGCACCUGAGCUCCGGGUUCCACUCUGAGAGGAAGCAGAUGCUGGAACACUCUCGGCAGCAGCAAUCUUAUCUGGAACACUCAAGUUUCACUGUGGAGCAGCAACACAAAGAAGUGAUGGAUGAAAUCCACAAACUGUACAGUGAAAGCAUGGCGUCGUACCAGAGAGCUCACGAGGAUCGCGUACAUCACAGAACCAGUUCUGCUCUGGUCCGGGAGGGUGACACGGCGUUGAAAGACAAGACUCGUCAGCACCAGGAGACUCAGCAGCUCCACCGCAGAGAAGCUAAAGACCUGGACGACCUGAUCGUCAAAAACCAGCAGUACAUUCAGAUGACGGAAGAAAGCAGGAAGAAGGUCAAAGGGCUGCAGGACAAAGUCUUUCAGCUCAGGUGGAAGCUGAACACCAGUAAAGCAGAAAAUGAGUCGAUGGAACGAAAUCUGACAGCCGCCAGUAACGAGGUGAACCAAAAGGCUCAUAAGAUUCAGGAUCAGCUGACCUGGGAUCACGCAGGGACGAGGAAACAGCUCGUCAACCUCACCUUGCAGAGCAACGACGCCACCAAGAAACUGCAGGUGGUCAUCGCCAAGGGUGAGAGGGAUUUACGCAUCGCUGAAAUGUGCUGUAAGCUGGAGAGAAAGCUGGAGAACGUCUUCACGUCGUCGCCAUUAGCUGAAGAUGAUCACAGAUCUGUGACGGAGGAGGAAGCAGAAAAGGAGACGUGUGAGUUUGCAGAGUUGCAACAGGUGAUGUGGCGCAUCAACGCCGCUGUGCUGCAUAGAGAGGCUCUGAAAAGAGGCAGAGAGGACCUGAGGACAGAAAACCAGCAGCUAAAGCUUCUACUGCGCCAGCACCUCAGCGACUACAUCCUCGACGGACGACACACCCUGCUCACUGUGCACUGGGCCCCAACCACGACGGUCCCACCGGACACCGACAGACGCCACAACGUCAUCGAGGCCGCUCACGUCGUCAGACACAACAACAUCUGAUAUGGUUCAAAAGAUCAUGUCUGGAAACUGGGGUUACUUAAAAAUACUGUGAUUUUAUUUUAACUCUUUUCUUUGCUGAAAUAUUCAGAAUGAAAAUAAUUUUAUUGUAAAACAUUUGAACAUAAGGUCCAGUUUUUUUCUGGAGCUUUCAGUCGUUUCCCUCAGUCCUCUUCAGUGACAUAACUCACUCAGUUUGCGUAAAAUACAUUUUAAAAUGUUCCAUUUCAUGAGCUGCCCCAAAGUAUGUGGACAGAUGAACAUUACGUAAUAUAUGUUAUUCAUUUGCUGGUUAUUAUUUUGUUUUGAUUAAUUGUUAAAUCUACAAACUCUAAAAAGUGAAAAAGAGAACCAGCCUUGAAAAAAACUUAAAUAUUCUAUUUACUAAAAAAUAAUGAAAACCAAAAGCAGCUAAUUCUCAUAUUUGAGAAGCUGAAACUAUCCUUUUUUUUGCAAUAGAUUUCAACUAUUUUAUAUCAACUUUAAUUGUUUGUAAACUGUCUGAAUUUAGAAAUAGUUUAGAUAACGUUCAGGAUCGUAAUGGUCACUUGCUUUAGCUGGAAUUGGAUCAGACAAAUAGUGUGAUAAUGUGAACUUAGUUGGCCUUUUAUGGACUGGCUUCAUGAAGUUCAUCAGUCUACACUCAGGGAUCCACAAUGACAAAGUGAAAAAAUGUUUUAAGAGAAUUUUUUUAACAAAGUAUUUUUAAAAAUCUAACCUGAAAUUAAUUAUCCUUAAGCUGUCUCGAACUUGACUGGAGUCCACCUGUGGUAAACUGAAUUGAGACCCACAUUUGUGUAUAUCAGGUCCCACACCUCACUCUGUAUGUCAGGGCCAAAAAGUAAUUUAGUCAACAGCAUAUUUUUUCAGUUUACUCAGCUCAGUCCCAAUAACUGUUUGGUUUUAAAAAUGUGUUUUCAUUUUUUUAAGGAUCGUGAAAUAAAAUAGCCCAAUCACAUCAAGAUUAGAAGAAAAUCUAAUUUUUUAAUGUCUGUUUGCUGCUGGGGUUGUAUUUCCUUCUUUUCACAGAAUUCAACAGAAUGUGGAAUUUGCCCAGGGCUGGCCAAACUUUUGCAUACAACUGUAUAUGACAUUGACAUAUUCUUUAUUCUGUUUCAAUAAUAAUGAGGCACAGUGUGGUAUUUCCAACAAGUCAAUAUCACUGUUACAACAAAUAAAUCUGCUCAAAUGUGA